AUGCCGAGUCUUGAUAUCCCUGGAGAAUUCCUGAGACAUGCUGUGCUAGAUACAGUCGUCCCACAUGCUUCAAAUAUAGAUCUGGAGGCCGCUCUGGCAAAAGCCUUGGAAGGGGGAGCCGACGACCUAUCUUCUGUACUGUCUCUAAUACCUCAGCGGUCACUUCUGUUCUUCGGUACGCGGAAAGACAACCUCCUGAUCGAACUCCUUAUCACAGAUGAAUUUUGCACCGCGUGCGUCGUUCUCAGAUUGUCCGAUUGCUCGCGGGCGAGCUUGAAACAUCACCUUCCAAACCUUGAAGUCAAGCUUGAGGUUUUUGCCAUCGACCCCGCCGAGGCAGUUUCUGGGAAUCCGACACCUACGAGGGACCUGAUAUUCUCAGGGGUUGUAAGUGGACAGGAGGAACCACUGGUAGUCGUGAAUGAGUUUGAAGGGGAGGCAGGGAGCGGCAAUCAUGUGUAUGCGAUCUGGAGUAUUGAGACGUUUCUCAGGCGCCCUCGCAUACGGAUCCAACACCCUUCGCUUAUCUUCAUAGCAUCAGCCUGUCUCAAUCAGAGUGAUAGUCAACAACAAGAGUCCCCUGACGACGACUAUCUUCCUCCCCUGGUUCCUGCUUCAACAAAUAUCUUGCAACCUUUGUCAGCAGAUAAAGCCCUGAACAAAAUUGACCCUUUCCUACCCGCUUCCAGGCUUCUAAGAGUCGUACCUGCGCAAUACAGCGAGGAUCCUAUAUACAAUGUCCAACAACGAUCAGGUCAUCCGAUCCGUGUGGUCCCUGCAGCCAGCGCCAGGAUACGGUACUCUCGACUGAACUCAUUUUCUGGACGACCUACGACAAUUGCAAGUCUGGAUUUUGAGGUGACUCCGUUUCUUAAUUGUGAUGUGUUAUUUGAUAAAGCCGAACUUCGGUUAUCAGAUGGGAAGAUUGAAACACUAUCUGAAGAUCCCGGACUCAAACCACCGAUCAUAUGUCGCCCAAGAGACGAUGUGACUCUAAUCUAUAAAUUGACACCCGAGUACAGCCAGGAUUCGAGUCUCUCGACCACCGUGUUGGUCAGUGUUUUGGAUAUAUCCCUAGAGGCAAUCAUCCAAGUAUCAGACGACUGCCAUCCACGAAUUCUUAUGCAGUGGAGGACAAACAUUGACUUUUCAAUGAUCUUGAAUCCAACGUUCGGUGGUCCUAGUCAAGCCUUGCAACGCAGUAACCGCCCAGCAAGUCUUUCUGUGGGGCAAAAUCAAGCGAACGUCCUAGCCGGUGGUCCUCCUCCCAGCCGGAGCUCCUUGAGAGACAGAGCCUCUUCGAUUACAGACAUGGGAGUCACAAUCUCGUUCACUGGCCCUAGCAGGGUGGAAGUUGGCAAGCCAUUCUCCUGGGAUGUGUUUAUUGUCAACCGAUCCACGAGCGCGCGUAAAUUCGCCAUGGUUGCCAUUCCUCGCAGGAAACGAGCAGAUCCGAGAGGACAUGUAGCCCGGCCUUCUUCAUCAUCUAUCUCGAGUCGUAAAGGGGAUGGGGUUGCAGAAGCAGUGACGGACGACAACAUAGUCCAUGCGAUGCAAAAGACCGUGGCGGGCCAGGAAGCUGAGCUCAUAUGCCUCAGCACGGAAAUACGCAUUGGCCCCCUUCCACCGGGAACGUGUUAUUCAACCGAGUUGAAACUGCUUCCCCUUGCAGUUGGACCUCUUCACUUAGAAGCCGUGCGCCUCGUGGACGCCCAUUCGAACGAAACUACCGAUAUCCGAGAUCUUCCGGACAUAGUAGCAUUUGAUCGAAAUGGUGUACCCUAUGCAGUAUAG
Messenger RNA from Aspergillus fischeri NRRL 181, 1794 nucleotides. Its product is annotated as TRAPP trafficking subunit Trs65 domain-containing protein. The transcript is spliced from 4 exons. The record is from RefSeq and is a predicted model, not a curated record. Gene Ontology annotation, cellular component: trans-Golgi network; TRAPPII protein complex. The coding region runs from base 1 to 1794 and encodes 597 amino acids. Gene Ontology annotation, biological process: intra-Golgi vesicle-mediated transport. Lineage: Eukaryota; Fungi; Ascomycota; Eurotiomycetes; Eurotiales; Aspergillaceae.